This is a messenger RNA of Sparassis crispa, 180 nucleotides long. RefSeq lists its product as hypothetical. The record is from RefSeq and is a predicted model, not a curated record. The coding region runs from base 1 to 180 and encodes 59 amino acids. NCBI's taxonomy places the organism in Eukaryota, Fungi, Basidiomycota, Agaricomycetes, Polyporales, Sparassidaceae. The transcript is spliced from 2 exons.
AUGGCUAAUCGUGGUUCACCCUCCAUCAGUGACUUACAGAACCAGAUUCGGGCCCUUAGCGCCGACGUAAGUCAGACUGAGGCUAUCGCGCUGAAGGUGCAGCGGGCCAUGGAGAUCAUUCGUGCGGCCCUUGGUAUCAACACCGGAGGGGCAUCGCCCUCCACGCCGCCCUUCGCCUAA